Orussus abietinus is the source of this 1655-nucleotide messenger RNA. RefSeq names its product cell cycle checkpoint control protein RAD9A (gene Rad9). Gene Ontology annotation, biological process: DNA repair; mitotic intra-S DNA damage checkpoint signaling; cellular response to ionizing radiation. The transcript is spliced from 6 exons. The record is from RefSeq and is a predicted model, not a curated record. Gene Ontology annotation, cellular component: checkpoint clamp complex. NCBI's taxonomy places the organism in Eukaryota, Metazoa, Arthropoda, Insecta, Hymenoptera, Orussidae. Bases 156 to 1580 code for a protein of 474 amino acids.
GCGAUCACACGAUCCUGCCCGUGAGCAAUCUCCCAACUCAUCUCUGUUAUUAUCAGAAUCAGAAAAGUUCGAAUUUAAAAUAAUAUUAAUUUGACAUAAUCGCACAUGUCCAAUUAUUUUCAAAAAUUAAUUACAUCAAAUUAAUAAAAAAUACCAUGAAAUGUGUUGUGCCAGGUGCAAACAUGAAAAUAUUAGCAAGAGCAAUUCAUGCUCUUGCAAGAAUUGGAGAUGAAAUGUACGUGGAGCCGCAGGAAGGAGCACUGUCCAUUCGAUGUGUCAAUACACCUAACUCGGCUUACGCUAAUUUCACUUUUUGCAAGGAGUAUUUCUCGUAUUACAAUUUGGGAGAUCUCGUGGAAGAUGAUACUCAAAAAUGUAAAAUUUCUUUGCGGAGUGCAAUGGCUGUAUUCAAAUCACCGACUGUCCUGGACAAACAAGUGGAAACAUGCCAUAUUAAAUUGCAGUCAAAUGCCACCCAUCUGAUAUUCGUGUUAAAAUAUAGAAAUAGUAUUAUUAAAACACAUUUGCUUCCCAUUAUAGAUUGUGAAACAUUACAGGCUGCAUAUACUAAGGAUGGUGCUCCAAAUCAGUUGUUAUCUCAGUCUCGAGUCUUGGCCGAUGCCGUUCAAAACUUUCCACAGAAUUUAGUAGAAAUUACAUUACAAGUGACACCCCAAAAAGUUUUGCUUAGAAAUUAUAUUGAUGAUAAUUCAGAUUUAUGUAAUAUCACUCGAACACAACUUGCACUUGCCAGAGGAGAAUUUGAUCAUUAUGUCAUGAAGGAGGACACUUCCAUUACUUUCUGUAUGAAGGAGUUCAGAGCCCUUCUUAAUUUUUCUGAGUUGGUGGGUCUGCCAGUAAGCAUACACUUUGAAUCUGCAGGCAGGCCAGUUGUAUUUAUUAUAAAAAAUAUUAGCUUCGAAGUGAAUGUGGUUCUGUCAACUUUAAAUCCAGAUCUAGAUACUCAGUCUGAUAUAACAGCUCCCUCUGUACAAGAGAAGAGUAUUAGAAAAAGAGCGAGUAAUAAAAAAUCGACCAGAACAUCUGCAAAAUCUAAGCAAGGAACCAGUCAAUUGAGAAAACAAAAUAGUACAACCAAAAGUAUUGAAACGAAUAUCAAUAACAAAAGUAAUUUAAAUGUCAAUAAUCAACCAAACCAGGAAGAAGCAGCUGUGACAGAAGUUUUCCAACGGAUCAACGUAGAUGAUGUGCCUUUAAUAAAUUUAGAGUUAAAUCAAAGUAAUAAGGAAGUAACCCCCAAAAAUAUGAAUUUAUAUAAGAAGAGUGUUAAUUUGCCUUCAUCUAGUAAUUCUACGCCCACUUCAAACACGAGAUUCGUGAAUAACAAGAAGUCUGCUCGUUCUAUAUUCUCAAGUGUGUCAAAAAGGAAGUCAGAAUCUGAAAGUGAAAAAUCAAUGGACGUUCUUAGUGAAGGAGAUUCCGUUUUAAAUUCUCCACCGCGACAAUCGACAAAACGGGCCCGAACAAUUUUCAAGAAAUGUUUUCAAGCCACCUUCGACCCACGAAUGCUACCUGGGCAUGACACGAUUUUAGCCGAAGAUUCGGACGAGAAUGAGUGACUCUUGCGUACUUUCCUUCGCAUGCAUAUGCCAAGUAACAAAGGUAUAUCAUGACAUGGUCAUCACAAUAUGCGC